Molecule: messenger RNA, 1836 nt
Organism: Chrysochloris asiatica (Cape golden mole)
Lineage: Eukaryota; Metazoa; Chordata; Mammalia; Afrosoricida; Chrysochloridae
Gene: SESN2
Product: sestrin 2
Exons: 10
Coding region: 103-1542 (479 amino acids)
Biological process (GO): positive regulation of macroautophagy; negative regulation of TORC1 signaling; regulation of response to reactive oxygen species
Cellular component (GO): nucleus
Molecular function (GO): L-leucine binding; oxidoreductase activity, acting on peroxide as acceptor
Source: RefSeq, a predicted model, not a curated record
CUCCUGUACUGCUCCGAGUCCCGGCUUCCGGCGUGUGUCUGUAAAACACCCGCUCUGGUGCACAGGUCGUCGGCGAGCCGAGGCUGGGUCUUGGCGCUCAGCAUGAUCGUUGCGGACUCCGAGUGCCGCACUGAGCUCAAGGGCUACCUGCCGUUCGCCCGGGGCGGUAGCGGCGCUGGGGACGGAGAGGAGCAAAGGGAGAGACGAUCCCAGCGAAGCCAUCGAGGGCCCAGUGCCUUCAUCCCGGUGGAGGAGGUGCUUCGGGAGGGAGCUGAGAGCCUGGAGCAGCACCUGGGGCUGGAGGCACUGAUGUCUUCAGGGAGGGUGGACAAUCUGGCGGUGGUGAUGGGUCUGCAUCCCGACUACUUCAGCAGCUUCUGGCGCUUGCACUACUUAUUGAUGCACACGGAUGGGCCCCUGGCCAGUUCCUGGCGCCACUACAUUGCCAUCAUGGCUGCUGCCCGCCACCAGUGCUCCUACCUGGUGGGCUCUCACAUGACUGAGUUUCUGCAGUCUGGCGGUGACCCUGAGUGGCUGCUGGGUCUCCACCAUGCCCCCAAGAAGCUGCGUAAACUCAGUGAGAUCAACAAGUUGCUGGCACAUCGACCAUGGCUCAUCACCAAGGAGCACAUCCAGGCACUGCUGAAGACCGGGGAGCACAGCUGGUCCCUGGCUGAACUCAUCCAGGCCCUGGUCCUGCUCACUCACUGCCACUCACUAGCCUCCUUCGUGUUUGGCUGUGGCAUCCUUCCUGAGGGGGACUCAGAAGGCAGCCCUGCUCCCCAGGCACCUUCACCCCCCAGUGAGCAGAGUAGCCCCCCUAAUGGGGACCCAUUGAACAACUCUGGGGGCUUUGAUGCUGUACAUGAUGUGGAGGCUCUGAUGGAACGCAUGAGGCAGCUUCAGGAAAGUUUGCUGUGGGAUGAAGGGGCAUCCCAGGAGGAGAUGGAGACCCGCUUUGAGCUGGAGAAAUCGGAGAGUCUGCUGGUGACCCCCUCAGCUGACAUCCUGGAGCCCUCUCCACACCCAGACAUGUUGUGCUUUGUGGAAGACCCCACUUUUGGAUAUGAAGACUUUACCCGGAGAGGAACUGAAGCACCCCCCACCUUCCGUGCCCAGGAUUACACCUGGGAAGACCAUGGCUACUCACUGAUCCAGCGGCUCUACCCUGAGGGUGGUCAGCUACUGGAUGAGAAGUUCCAGGCAGCCUAUAGCCUCACCUACAACACCAUGGCCAUGCACAGCGGGGUGGACACCUCUGUGCUCCGCAGGGCCAUCUGGAAUUACAUCCACUGUGUGUUUGGCAUCAGGUAUGAUGACUAUGACUAUGGGGAGGUGAAUCAGCUCCUGGAGCGGAACCUCAAGGUCUAUAUCAAGACGGUAGCCUGUUACCCAGAGAAGACCACCCGGAGGAUGUACAACCUCUUCUGGAGGCACUUCCGCCACUCUGAGAAGGUCCAUGUGAACUUGCUUCUUCUUGAGGCCCGAAUGCAAGCUGCCCUGCUCUAUGCUCUCCGUGCCAUCACCCGCUACAUGACCUGACUCCUGUGCAGGACCUAAGCCCGGAGCAGCUGACCCUGCAAGGACUUCUGUGCCUGGAGACAAAUCCAGACCCGUUUCCUGGCCCAUGCCCAUUCACCCGACUCCGGGGGCGAGUGGGCUUGUGUGUGACCCCAGCCUGAGUCAUACCCUCCUUUUUGUCACUGGAAUGGACAGGAUCACUGCCCUAACUCGGGAUCCCAGAAUUGGCCCCUGGAGCUGGAAGAAGACUAGGAGACCUCAAGGAGGCUACACCCUUUUUCCUGCCUAUGGGCCCAGCAGGCUAGGCCCCAGGCA